AUGGACUUUGGCGACUUGGCAUUGCAACUGGACGGUAUCGGCCAGGAUGCCAACCAGCAGGAAUCCUGGGCAGUACAGCAGGAUGGCUCGCUUAGACACUGUCCCACCAACAUCGUCAUCGGCGAGGGUGGGCUUCGGGACGGGGUCGGAGAGAUUGAAGUGGAUCAGACAAGUCUUCUUGGCCGUGGAGCGGGUGGCGUUGUGUGCCGUGCCGUGCACAAGCCCACAGGCAUGCCGCUGGCAGUGAAAGUGGUGAGAGUGGAGGACAAGGCAAAGCGUGAUCAGCUUAUCAAUGAGAUCCACACUCUCUUCCGAAUAACCAAGAGCCACUUCUUGAUCGAGCUCUACGACGCGUACGUGCACAAGGAGUCUGGCUGCGUCCAUGUGGCCUUAGAGUACAUGGACUAUGGUAGUUUGGCUGACGUCAAGCGGCGUGUCAAAGAAGUUCCGGAAGAUCUGCUGGCACUCAUCCUGAUGCAGAUUCUGGAGGGCCUCAAAAUCUUGCAUCUCAACAACGUGGUGCACCGAGACGUCAAGCUUGGGAACAUCCUUGUCAACUCGCGCGGAUCUGUGAAGGUCACCGACUUCGGCAUCUCCAAAAAUCUGGGAGAUUCGUUGACGGUUUGUGACACCUUCGUGGGCACUGCCACCCAUAUGUCUCCAGAGCGAAUUCUCGGGGAGGACUACAGCUUUGCGGCUGACAUCUGGAGCUUGGGUCUGUGCGUCUACGAGCUUGCUUGCGGUGUGUAUCCUUACGGGAGUGUCGCCUCCUUUCCGCUGCUCUUCGACAACUUAUGUCACAGGCCAGAGCCUCGUCUCCCCACGGGCCGCUUCUCAAGAGAACUUUGCCACUUCGUCGAAGUUCAACUGCUCAAGAAGCCGGAGAAGCGAUGGAGCGCGAUCGAACUGCAGGCAUCUGAUUUCAUCCUUGUCAACUUGCCCAAAGUCAGUGAGGCGGCCUUAAUCAGAUGGCUGGCAAGAAUCAUGGCAAGUGACGACGGCGAUGGAGUCUGA
Molecule: messenger RNA, 1014 nt
Organism: Symbiodinium natans
Lineage: Eukaryota; Dinophyceae; Suessiales; Symbiodiniaceae
Source: the annotation of a GenBank genome assembly